Molecule: messenger RNA, 1975 nt
Organism: Pieris napi
Lineage: Eukaryota; Metazoa; Arthropoda; Insecta; Lepidoptera; Pieridae
Exons: 7
Coding region: 123-974 (283 amino acids)
Source: RefSeq, a predicted model, not a curated record
CCAACAUUAACUUUCCAACCAAAUUAUUUUAAAUGAAUCGUAUCGUAAUUGUUUGUCAAUCUAUGUUAAAAUCACAAUGGUUACUAGCUUUGUAGAAAUAAUGUUGGACGGACGUAUUUAAAAUGUUAAAAAGCCAAUACUACAUAGGUUUCGUGUUUUUAGCUAUUCAAAUAAAAGGACUUGACGGUACCUUGGUAGACCUUAACGAAAUAAAAAAUCAUGUUAUGCAAUGGAAGCACCAACACUUGCUUAAUCUGAGUGAGGUUGCAGUGGCCCCAAACGGUAUAUUUGAUUUAAGCGAUGUUAAAAACAAAUUAUUGCAAUGGAAAACACAAAAAUUAACAUCAUUGUGUCCAUCAAACGGGCAAAAACUACAAUAUUUAUUGAAUUUAGUAUGCAGUACAGCACAACCUACGAACGUUACAAAUCGAGAUGCAUGUAUCUCUUGCUUCUCUAGGGUCACAUCUAUGCCAGAGGGACCUCAAGAAUUGAAUUCUCUAAGUGUUUGUGCUGUCCAAUAUUUUGCGAAUACGUCGUAUGCUGGAUGCGCCACGGCCCUAAUGGCCUUAUCAACAUCAGCUCUUAAUGUACAACCGUCAGGAUGCUAUAUGGGAUAUUGUGAUUUUGUUCGCUGCUUGAGGAGAGCUAAUUCAGUUAACCUGAUAACCCAAUGUACGAGAGAAGCUAGAACCGGUGUAAACAUUACUCUAGACAAUGACAAUGUACGGUUUUAUACAAAUGUCACAUCUUGCAUAUUAGCGAAAACUAGAUGUGGUCCUUUUAACCCCAUAACGGGAGAGCCUCAAACGCCAGGUUACACGUCGACCGGGAUAAGAGUGAGCAACGCACUUCAGUUUUCAGACAAUGGGGAACUCAGAGUAUUGGCAUUUUCUACAGCUACACCCGUAUCGUCAUCUUUUUGCUCUGCAAUGAAUAAUUUAACCCAAACAAAUUGGCUGACAAACGUAUGCUAAGCCAUUUUUAUUUGUGCAAGAUUAUUUUUUUACCUGUUGUUACUUGCCUUGGUCCUCUAGAAAUUAUAACUAGGAUUUAGCGCGUCAAUUGGCAAUUUUAUUGAACAGUAAGGGAAAGAGCUGUAAUUAAAAAUUGGCGCAAGGCUUAUUUUGAAAAUGUAAUCAUAGUUUAAAAAUAGUGAUAGUCUGAUAAUUUCUAAAAUAAAAUAAAGAAUUUAAACAAAUAGUGUUUGUUGUUUUGAAGAGCAAAAUAAAUUGGAUGUGAUUUAUUUAGACGAGACUUACAUUCACGGUUCUUGUUCUGUGAAUCAGAGUUGGCAAAGCAAACAUAAUAUUGCAGGUCCAUCUAAAAGUAUUUCAGUACAGGUCAACAAGUGCAUCUGCUGACUACCACCACGAUAUGAAUAAAAACAAUUUUACAAAAUGGGUGACAGAGAAGUUAAUUCCAAAUUUAAUAAAACCUUCAUUAAUUGUUAUGGAUGAUGCUAGUUAUCAUUCCGUAGGUACGUAUGAACAAACAGCCCACACAAACCAAUCGUAUCGCUGUUAUAAAAGAAUGGCUCCGUACAAAUGAUUUACAUUAUGAUGAUGUUUGAAAACAUGUCUGCGCCCUUAUAUGAGAUAGAUGAAGUAUUAAAAUUGAACGGUCAUGAGGUUUUUAUCAUUGCACAUUGAAUCCCAUAGAAAUGAUUUGGAGUAUAAUGAAGCAAAAAGUUGUUGAUAUAAAUAUAAAUAGACCUGCAAGUGACAUAAAAUUAUUAUCAGAAGAAGCUUUCUCACAAAUUGGUGCAGAGGAUUGGAAAAAUGUUGUGAACAUGAAAAGAAAAUUGAAAACGAUUUCAUCAAGCAAGAUAUAAUAAUUGAAAUGCUGGAGGAGCGAUUUAAAAUAAACACCUCUUUAUCUCCUGAUGACAAACAAGAAAAGCAAGUGGAGUUCUUGCAAUCGUUUUCUAGUUCUGGAUGAGGUUUUAAGUUAUAUAAUAGAUUUCUACAUAAAGUAA